AUGCCUCUUCGUCGCGUUGCUCCCCUGAUGCUACCGGCCACGACAGCCGCGCGAAGCUUCCACAGCACGCCCCGCGCCCUGGUCAAGGUUGGCGACGAGAUCCCCAGCAUCGAGGUCCUCCACGAGUCGUCGCCCGGUAACAAGGUCAACCUUGCCGAAGAGUUUGCCAGCAGCGAUGGAUACAUUGUUGGGGUUCCGGCCGCGUUUUCCGGAACUUGCUCCAGCAGCCACAUCCCCUCGUACAUCAACAGUCCUAAGCUCAAAUCGGCCGGCAAGGUCUUUGUGGUUUCGGUUAAUGACGCUUUUGUCAUGAAGGCUUGGGCUGACCAGCUUGACCCGGCCAAGCAAACUGGCAUCCGCUUCCUCGCUGACCCGUCUGCUGCCUUCACCCAGGCUCUCGACCUUGGAUUCGACGGCACCGCCAUCUUCGGCGGCGUACGAGGUAAAAGAUAUGCGCUUAAGGUUGUGAACGGCAAGGUCGCGGCGGCCCAUGUCGAGCCUGACGGCACUGGCUACAAAGCCGCCAUCAUUCCGCCAACCACGAGGAAGCGGAAGGCUGCUGAGGCGACGAUUCUCUCCCCAACCCGAGAAACCACAUCUAACAAGAAGCCACUUGCCUCAGCAGCCACGGUUGAAGCGGCGCCUCCUACACCCGUGACCACCGGAAUGGACUCUGACGACGACUUCAUGUCUCACGGCUCGAGCGAUGACGAGCUACUGCUCGACGACAGCGGGGACGACAUGUCGGGGCCCGAUGACUUCGACGAUGAAGAUUUCGACGAGCCUGACCCCGAAUUCGGCCUCGGCAGCAAGGAACUCGAAGCCCCGAGAAAGCAAGCACAUGUCGUACCCUUCAAGGUGUUCGACCCGACCGACAUCCAGAAGCAGCAAGACGAUAUUGUGGACGAAGUCAACAUGAUUCUGAACAUGAGCAAGGAGGACGCGGCGAUCCUGCUCCGACACUUUCGGUGGAACAAAGAACGCUUGCUGGAGGACUACAUGGACCGACCAGAACGUGUCCUGGAGGCUGCUGGGCUCGCCAGUACAACGACGGAACCCCCACAACUCGAGGUCAUCCCCGGAUUCAUGUGCGACAUUUGCUGCGAAGACGGCGACGAUCUCCAAACAUUUGCAAUGAAGUGCGGCCACCGUUACUGUGUGGAUUGUUACAGACACUAUCUGAAGCAAAAAAUCAAGGACGAGGGAGAGGCCGCCCGCAUAGAAUGCCCCUCGGAUGGAUGUGGCCGCAUUCUCGACUCCAGAUCUCUGGAUCUUCUGGUCACCGACGACCUCGUCGACCGAUACCGCGAGCUGUUGAACCGCACGUAUGUCGAGGACAAGGACAGUUUUAAGUGGUGUCCAGCGCCCGACUGCCCAAACGCGGUGCAGUGCUCUGUCAAGAAGAGUAGUCUCGACAGGAUUGUUCCGACGGUCGAGUGUCGCUGCUCAUUCAGAUUUUGCUUCGGCUGCCCCAAUCCGGACCACCAGCCGGCGCCUUGCGAGCAGGUCAAACGUUGGCUCAAAAAGUGCGCUGACGACUCGGAGACGGCGAACUGGAUCUCGGCCAACACAAAGGAAUGUCCAAAGUGCCAGUCCACCAUUGAGAAGAACGGAGGGUGCAACCACAUGACAUGCCGCAAAUGCAAGUACGAGUUCUGCUGGAUGUGUAUGGGUCCAUGGUCUGAGCACGGCACGAGCUGGUACAACUGCAACAGGUUCGAAGAGAAGAGUGGCUCAGAAGCUCGCGACGCCCAGACCAAAUCUCGCACGUCGCUCGAACGCUACCUUCACUACUACAACCGCUACGCCAACCACGAACAGUCGGCCAAGCUUGAUAAGGACAUUGCGCAGAAGACUGAGAAGAAGAUGGUGCAGCUGCAGAGCGCGUCGGGCAUGUCUUGGAUCGAAGUGCAAUAUCUCAACUCAGCGUCGCAGUCUCUUCAAACGUGCCGCCAGACGUUGAAGUGGACGUACGCCUUUGCUUACUACUUGGCGCGCAACAAUCUGACGGAGAUUUUUGAGCAAAACCAGAAGGACCUGGAAAUGGCGGUCGAGAACCUGUCUGAGAUGUUCGAGAAGCCCGUGGCGGACUUGUCCGACGCCAAGCUCAAAGUGGAUAUCAUGGACAAAACGUCUUACUGCAACAAGCGGCGCAUCAUCUUGCUCGAGGAUACGGCGACCAAUCUAGCCGAAGGCAAAUGGGAGUUCAAGGAGGAUCUCAUGGCUCCGCGCCCGUAA
Molecule: messenger RNA, 2238 nt
Organism: Emericellopsis cladophorae
Lineage: Eukaryota; Fungi; Ascomycota; Sordariomycetes; Hypocreales; Bionectriaceae
Product: putative RING finger protein
Exons: 5
Coding region: 1-2238 (745 amino acids)
Biological process (GO): positive regulation of proteasomal ubiquitin-dependent protein catabolic process; ubiquitin-dependent protein catabolic process; cellular response to oxidative stress
Cellular component (GO): ubiquitin ligase complex; cytoplasm
Molecular function (GO): ubiquitin protein ligase activity; zinc ion binding; thioredoxin peroxidase activity
Source: RefSeq, a predicted model, not a curated record